UCUAACUGUCGUUGUUAUUGACGUAGUCGGUGAAAAAUUGAUCACAUUGUAACGUUUUUUUCUUAGUAUUGUUCACUGCUAAUAAGUUGUGGGUCAACAACUUCGUCAGUCUUCUGUGAUUCAUUAAUACUUCCGAAAGGACAUUUUAAAAGAUUGCCCACACUUCGUAAUUUACAAUAGUUCAGUGAUCCUUUCGUCACAAGUACAAAACCUCUAAACAGAAUUGAUGAGGUGGUCGAGGUUUUAAACCUUUUCCGUAUUUUUUUAAUGCCAGAAGGACACUCAUCAGUGGAUAUCGUAGCUAAUUUAUUGCUUAAACUGAUAUAAAGAAACAUGUCGAGAGAGCUGGGAGACGGCCACCGGAGGUUUCUACAGACCCUGAUGGCCGUUGGCAUCACUGACGAGCAAGAAGCAAGGGCACUUUAUCAGCACUGCUGUGACACACACACGAUGCAGUGUAUUCCUGACAAACUGGAUGACUUUAUUGAAGCCAUCAACUCCAGACUGCAGCCCAUGUUCAUGCAGAUCAGAAAAGGCAUGUCUGAGGAAAAUGGCCGCCAGUACUAUGCCUUGGUCAACAUGGCGGAAACCGAUAUCACCAGGAUGACGUCAGAUUACGCAGACAACGAACUGGAGCUGUUCAGGAAAACGCUGGACCUAAUUGUUAGCUCUGAGAAUGGGAAGGCCUCCUCCACAGACAUCCUGAACAGCACCGACACCAUGACCUCUAAAAAACUGAAGAAGAGUGAAACGGAGCAUCUUCUGACUCGACUGGUGCAGGACAACUGGCUUUGCGAGAGACGUGGGGAGUACACGCUGUCCACUCGAUGUAUCAUAGAGAUGGAGCCGUAUAUUCGCACAAUGUAUCAAGAGCAGGUCAAAGUGUGUCACAUCUGUCACAACAUCGCCUUUCAGUGCCAGAUUUGUGAGAAUCCCUCCUGUGGAAUAAAAAUCCACAACCCGUGUGUUGCCAGAUACUUCAAAGGAAGAGUGGAGCCACACUGUCCAGCUUGUGACGACUUUUGGCCGCAUGAAAUCCCUGAAGUAAGAGGGCUCCGUUCUCAGUCCAAGAGGUGAUUUCAACGUUGUUGUUUUUGUUUUUAACAAAAUGAUGUUAGAACCUCUGUAUUAAAACAUACUGUAUAUUACCUUUUGUUUAUGCAAGUAAAUUAGAUUUUGUUAUAUUAUUGUCUUGUUGUUUACACACAUUGAAAAUAAAAUCAUGAUUUCUAA
Molecule: messenger RNA, 1233 nt
Organism: Xiphophorus couchianus (Monterrey platyfish)
Lineage: Eukaryota; Metazoa; Chordata; Actinopteri; Cyprinodontiformes; Poeciliidae
Gene: nsmce1
Product: NSE1 component of SMC5/6 complex
Exons: 8
Coding region: 334-1077 (247 amino acids)
Biological process (GO): double-strand break repair via homologous recombination
Cellular component (GO): Smc5-Smc6 complex; nucleus
Molecular function (GO): ubiquitin-protein transferase activity
Source: RefSeq, a predicted model, not a curated record